CCAACCGUCCAAGUUCCAACCAACCUCUCCUCGUCUUCUCCGCCCGCUUUCUUUCCCUCUUCUCUUUCUAUUUUCGUUCAUUUCCCUCGUCCCACUCCUUCGCACCUACUGACACCCGCCAUCUUCCUCACUCUUUCUCCUCCAAUCCCUCAUUCUCUGCCUCUCUCCAUCCCUCCCAUGGCUUCGUCCUCUCCCUUUCUUUCCAAAAUCCCCAUCUCCAACAGAACCAUCUGCUUCGCAUCUUCUCUCUCCCCCAUUCCUUCGAAAUUUCCUUCCAAAUCCCUCCGCCAUCACAGACGAAAUGCCUUGAAAGUUCAAUCGAAGAUCCGCGAAAUCUUCAUGCCCGCUCUCAGCUCCACCAUGACUGAGGGCAAGAUCGUCUCCUGGAUUAAAUCCGAAGGUGACGUCCUCUCCAAAGGUGAAAGCGUCGUGGUUGUCGAGUCCGAUAAGGCCGACAUGGAUGUUGAGACCUUCUACGACGGCAUUCUCGCUGCAAUUGUUGUCCCCGAAGGUGAAACUGCUCCUGUCGGCGCUCCUAUUGGACUUUUAGCUGAGACUGAAGAGGAAAUUGCCGAAGCCAAAGCAAAAGCCGCGUCUCAAACUGGUAGUACUGCUUCUCCUGCUAUUGCUCCCACUCCUCCUCGUGCUACUUCUACUCCUGCUCCUGCAAUUUCGCAACCAACACCUGCUCCUGCGGCGCCUGCUGCGGAGGGGCCCAGGAAGAUAGUGGCGACACCCUAUGCAAAGAAGUUGGCGAAGCAGCAUAAGGUGGAUAUCAACAAGGUGGUUGGAACAGGGCCGUUUGGGAGGAUAACCCCGGCAGACGUAGAGGCAGCGGUGGUUAUUACUCCUUCCAAGCCUGUGGCUCCUAAGCCUGCUCCAGCAGCGGCUGCUUCUCCUUCUCCAGCUAAAGCUGCUGCCACUUCAUCAGCUUCUCCACUUCCUGGAUCUACGGUUAUAUCGUUUACAACAAUGCAAGCGGCGGUUUCGAAAAAUAUGGUGGACAGCCUUUCGGUACCCACUUUUCGGGUUGGAUAUCCAGUGACAACUAAUGCACUUGAUGCACUAUAUGAGAAGGUGAAACCAAAAGGUGUGACAAUGACUGCAUUAUUGGCAAAAGCUGCAGCAAUGGCACUUGUUCAGCACCCAGUUGUGAACGCCAGCUGCAAAGACGGAAAAAGUUUUACUUAUAACAGUAACAUUAACAUUGCAGUGGCAGUGGCAAUCAAUGGUGGGUUGAUAACCCCUGUUCUUCAAGACGCAGAUAAGUUGGAUUUGUACCUUUUGUCACAAAAGUGGAAAGAGUUGGUGGAGAAAGCCAGAGCAAAGCAACUUCAGCCUCAUGAGUACAAUUCAGGAACAUUCACUCUAUCCAAUUUGGGAAUGUUUGGAGUGGACAGGUUUGAUGCUAUUCUUCCUCCUGGUCAGGGGGCUAUAAUGGCUGUUGGAGCAUCAAAACCAACUGUGGUGGCUGAUGCAGAUGGAUUCUUCAGUGUGAAAAGUAAAAUGCUGGUGAAUGUAACAGCCGACCACCGAAUUGUCUAUGGUGCUGACUUGGCUGCCUUCCUUCAAACCUUUGCAAAGAUUGUUGAGAACCCAGAAAGCCUGACAUUGUAGAUGACGUUUUUACGCAACAGUACUGCUGAUUUUGAGUAGUCAUUAUUUGGUGGUUGUCAAGAAUCAAGAUGCUGGUGUCUGCUAAACAAAGCGCUUAGCUGAGGAGCCUGGUUUUGCAGUCUUUUGUGAUAUUAUGCUCGUGUUGUAUUUUUAAUUUUUAAUUUUUAUUUUUUAAUUUUGCAAAGAUUUCAGUGACAUAACAGAUGCAGUGGAGUAGUUUUUUUUAAAAGAGGAGAAUAAUGAGUUAAAGGAAAAUUUUUAUCUUUUUAAAGAAGCCGGUUAAUGCUAUUUUUUUUUUUGGUUGGAAAA
Molecule: messenger RNA, 1926 nt
Organism: Hevea brasiliensis (rubber tree)
Lineage: Eukaryota; Viridiplantae; Streptophyta; Magnoliopsida; Malpighiales; Euphorbiaceae
Product: dihydrolipoyllysine-residue acetyltransferase component 4 of pyruvate dehydrogenase complex, chloroplastic-like
Exons: 6
Coding region: 178-1617 (479 amino acids)
Biological process (GO): pyruvate decarboxylation to acetyl-CoA
Cellular component (GO): chloroplast thylakoid; pyruvate dehydrogenase complex; chloroplast envelope
Molecular function (GO): dihydrolipoyllysine-residue acetyltransferase activity
Source: RefSeq, a predicted model, not a curated record